Messenger RNA from Pelobates fuscus (common spadefoot toad), 1703 nucleotides. RefSeq names its product actin related protein 2/3 complex subunit 1A (gene ARPC1A). The transcript has 10 exons. Bases 153 to 1265 code for a protein of 370 amino acids. Gene Ontology annotation, biological process: Arp2/3 complex-mediated actin nucleation. Gene Ontology annotation, molecular function: actin filament binding. The record is from RefSeq and is a predicted model, not a curated record. Lineage: Eukaryota; Metazoa; Chordata; Amphibia; Anura; Pelobatidae. Gene Ontology annotation, cellular component: Arp2/3 protein complex; actin cytoskeleton.
GGGACCCAGUGUGCGCAUGCGCGUUACUGCUCCCUGCCUGUCAGCAGCUCUUCCUUCGCUCCGGCGCCGGGUUCGCGUUGACUGACCAGAGUCCGCGAAUCAGUACCGCUCCGUUCAAUAAUCUUCAGUUUUCUGCCUGAAAACACUCAAGAAUGUCCUUGCACCAGUUUUUACUUGAACCCAUCAGCUGCCAUGCCUGGAACAAAGAUCUCACUCAGAUUGCCAUCAGCCCAAAUAACCACGAGGUUCACAUCUACAAAAAAAGUGGGAAUCAAUGGGUGAAGGGGCAUGAGUUAAAGGAGCACAAUGGACACAUAACGGGCAUUGACUGGGCUCCUAAAAGUGACCGUAUUGUGACCUGUGGAGCGGACCGCAACGCUUAUGUGUGGAGCCAGAAGGAUGGAGUUUGGAAACCAACAUUAGUUAUCCUGCGUAUCAAUCGUGCCGCAACCUUUGUGAAGUGGUCUCCUCUUGAGAAUAAGUUUGCUGUGGGGAGUGGAGCUAGACUUAUAUCUGUGUGCUACUUUGAGUCAGAAAAUGACUGGUGGGUGAGCAAGCACAUCAAGAAGCCAAUUCGUUCCACAGUGCUUAGCCUGGACUGGCACCCCAAUAAUGUGUUGCUUGCUGCAGGCUCCUGUGAUUUCAAGACCAGGGUAUUCUCUGCUUACAUUAAAGAAGUUGAUGAAAAGCCAGCUAGCACUCCAUGGGGUUCCAAAAUGCCAUUUGGCCAGCUCAUGGCUGAGUUUGGAGGAGCUGGUAGUGGUGGUUGGGUGCAUAGUGUUAGCUUUUCAGCAAGUGGCAACCGCUUGGCUUGGGUCAGCCAUGAUAGCAUUGUGUCUGUAGCAGAUGCUUCUAAAAACAUGAGUGUUGCCCAGCUGAAGACAGAGUUCCUGCCAUUACUGAGUGUCAUCUUUAUAUCUGAGAAUAGUUUGAUAGCAGCGGGCCAUGAUUGUUGUCCUAUGCUGUUCACUUAUGAUGAUCAUGACACCUUGACUUUCAUUACUAAAUUGGACAUUCCAAAGCAGAGCACCCUUCGUAAUAUCUCCGCAAUGGAGCGCUUCCGAAACAUGGACAAAAGAGCCACUACGGAAGAUCGCAAUGCCACACUGGAUACACUGCAUCAGAACAGCAUCACCCAAGUGUCCAUCUAUGAUGGAGAUAAAACUGAUUGCCGCAAAUUUUGUACAACUGGGAUAGAUGGAGCCAUGACAAUUUGGGACUUUAAGACCCUGGAAUCCUACAUUCAAGGAUUGCGAAUAAUGUGAAGAAGGUGCAGCAACACGACCAAAACAAAAUGAAGCAGGACUUGCUGACAUCUAGAACUAGGUGGAGAACCCUUCAAAACAUUGCUGACCCCUCCAGCAAUAAACGUGUCACAAUUGCUAAUGUCCACCUACACAUUGAAGCUAAAAAGCAUGUUCUCCUUCUGGAAAAGUGUAACCUCCCGUUUUAAAGCACAUUGUGUGUACAGUUUGCAGACCGGAUUACUUACUUCGUACCUUCGUUACGUUGCUGACAAUCUUUGGUGAAGACGGUUAACCAUGAAAUCAGCUAAUGUUUUGUUUUCAUUUGAGUUGUUAAUUUUUUUUAUUUUUUUUUUGUUGUUUACCAAAGCUGCUUUUGGUAGUUUCUGUGGGGAACAUUACUAAAUUAAAAUAAUUUUAUGUAAAUUGUCUGCUAGAAAAUAAACAAUGCAGAAUGUG